Symphalangus syndactylus (siamang) is the source of this 830-nucleotide messenger RNA. RefSeq lists its product as uncharacterized. Lineage: Eukaryota; Metazoa; Chordata; Mammalia; Primates; Hylobatidae. The record is from RefSeq and is a predicted model, not a curated record.
CCAGGAUCCAUCAGGACUGGGGAGGGAGGCAGGAGGCUUCUCUGGUUAUAAAGCAGCUGAAAUGUGGAGUUUCCUCCCAGGAGCUGAGAGUGUGUCCAUGGGCCCAGCACCUGGCAUGCCCUCCCUGGGAGCUUGCUGGACGCAUGACCAGGGUUCUGGGAGGGCAGAGGACAGACCACAGACACCCAGGAUAACUCAGCACACACAGGUUCUCAGCUUCCUGUUCAUAGAGAAACCUCAGACAAGAAGCACUUUGCCCAUUUUUCAUCAAGGCCAACCCCAGACCACGAGAAUGCUUUCUCCGCGUCAGCCCCAGCACCCCAGCGCCCUUGCCUCCAGGGGCCCACGGCCUCCGCACUCCAGUGGCCCCGACCUGGCUGAGGCAGCUCCCGUGGUAGAUCAGGCCUCACAGGCGGCUGGAAGAGCCAGUUCUGGGCCGGGCCUGUGGGAACAGGCGUCUGUUAGUCAGGGUUUCAGGAAUGCGGCCUUCGGAGCCUGAAGCGGGGAAUGGUGGCUCUGGGCCCUCAAGGGGCAGCCGGUGAGCCUGGGAGGCCGGGCCGGGCUGACCCAAGGGGAGAGGACCCUCUCCGCCCACUGCCGCUGGCCCUGGGCAGGUCUAGAGCCUGGGGGUCCCCAGAGGCACAGUCCUUUAUCUCCAGGAGAAGGCAGAGGGCAGAGGCAGGAAACAAAUCUCCUGUCAAAAUUCCUAAUUAAAAUACUAAAUAAGUGAUGGCUCCAGGCUCGGACACCGGACACUGAGAGAACAAGGGAAAAUCAGCCCUGACAGCCAGGCUAACAAGACGGUUAAUUACAGCCCGAGAAGAACGUUA